Molecule: messenger RNA, 1358 nt
Organism: Callorhinus ursinus (northern fur seal)
Lineage: Eukaryota; Metazoa; Chordata; Mammalia; Carnivora; Otariidae
Gene: LRRC3B
Product: leucine rich repeat containing 3B
Molecular function (GO): protein binding
Source: RefSeq, a predicted model, not a curated record
GGCGGCGCACACCCCCAGGGUUACGCAUCCAACGCCUCCUCCCUGCGCCACGAGGAUGGAGCAGCCACCCCGGCCCGGGACUGGCGCAAGGUACCCAAGCAAGGACAGGAAUAAUGAAGAGACACGUGUGUUAGUUGCAACCUUUUGAACCAAGCAAGAAAGAUAUCAACAGUGUGGACAGGGCUGGAACGGUUGCCACGCUUGCUUGUUGGAGUGAAUGAGGAAUGGGCUUGUGAUUAUGCUGACAAUCCAGCAUGAAUCUGGUAGACCUGUGGUUAACCCGUUCCCUCUCCAUGUGUCUCCUCCUACAAAGUUUUGUUCUUAUGAUACUGUGCUUUCAUUCUGCCAGUAUGUGUCCCAAGGGCUGUCUCUGUUCUUCCUCUGGGGGUUUAAAUGUCACCUGUAGCAAUGCAAAUCUCAAGGAAAUACCUAGAGAUCUUCCUCCUGAAACAGUCUUAUUGUACCUGGACUCCAAUCAGAUCACAUCUAUCCCCAACGAGAUUUUUAAGGACCUCCACCAACUGAGAGUUCUCAACUUGUCCAAAAAUGGCAUUGAGUUUAUCGAUGAGCAUGCCUUCAAAGGAGUAGCUGAAACUUUGCAGACUCUGGACUUGUCUGACAACCGGAUUCAAAGCGUGCACAAAAAUGCCUUCAAUAACCUGAAGGCCAGGGCCAGAAUUGCCAACAAUCCUUGGCACUGUGACUGUACGCUACAGCAAGUUCUGAGGAGCAUGGCAUCUAACCAUGAGACAGCCCACAAUGUGAUCUGUAAGACUUCUGUGUUGGAUGAACACGCCGGGAGACCAUUCCUCAAUGCUGCCAAUGAUGCUGACCUUUGUAACCUCCCUAAAAAGACUACUGAUUAUGCCAUGCUGGUCACCAUGUUUGGCUGGUUCACCAUGGUGAUCUCCUAUGUGGUGUAUUACGUGAGGCAAAAUCAGGAGGAUGCCCGAAGACACCUUGAAUACUUGAAAUCCCUGCCAAGCAGGCAGAAGAAAGCAGAUGAGCCCGAUGACAUUAGCACUGUGGUAUAGAGUCCAAGCAGCCUGGCACUGAGAAAGAAAUUUGUUGGCAAUUGCAAUAGAUUAAGUGGUUUACUUCUUCCAUCCAUUGUAAACAUUUAAAACUUUGUAUCUCCGUUUCUUUUGAAUUAUGCCACUGUUGAACUUUUAACAAACAUGAUGACAUAACAAAUCAUUCUAGUUUAGGUGACCCACCCCUUACUUGUACCCCCAGUGGUAUAUUCCUGAGUAAGCUACUAUCUGAACAUAACUUAGAUCCAUCUCACUAUUUAAUAACGAAAUUUAUUUUUUUAAUUUAAAACCAAAUAAAAGCUUAACUUUGAACCAUGGAAAACA